Coturnix japonica (Japanese quail) is the source of this 8209-nucleotide messenger RNA. It is a transcript of the gene RAB21, whose product is annotated as RAB21, member RAS oncogene family. Lineage: Eukaryota; Metazoa; Chordata; Aves; Galliformes; Phasianidae. Gene Ontology annotation, biological process: Rab protein signal transduction. The record is from RefSeq and is a predicted model, not a curated record. Gene Ontology annotation, molecular function: GTPase activity; GTP binding.
GGGCGGUGCGUGACGUAGGAGGAAGAAGACGCCAUUAGGGGCAGCGGGGCCGCUGGUUGUGUGGAGGUGUUUGCGGCUGUGUCUGCUUGUUGUCUCUCCAGCACUCCUUCCUCCAUUCCUUCCUCCCGCCCCCUGCGCUCUUCAUCCCUGCGUGCGGCGGCGUUCCGCGGCCGCAGAGCGGGGCGGUGGAUGUGAGGCGGCCCGGCGGGCGGCGGGGCGCGGAUGGCGGCGGGGGCCGGAGCGGCGGCGGCCGGAGGUCGCAGCUUCUCGUUCAAGGUGGUACUUCUCGGGGAGGGCUGCGUAGGGAAAACCUCCCUGGUGCUGCGCUACUGCGAGAACAAGUUCAACGACAAGCACAUCACCACGCUGCAGGCAUCUUUUCUAACGAAGAAGCUGAAUAUUGGUGGGAAAAGAGUUAACCUUGCAAUAUGGGAUACAGCUGGUCAAGAAAGAUUUCAUGCACUGGGGCCGAUCUACUACAGAGACUCUAAUGGUGCUAUUCUAGUAUAUGAUAUAACAGAUGAGGACUCUUUCCAGAAGGUAAAAAACUGGGUUAAGGAAUUAAGAAAAAUGCUGGGCAAUGAAAUCUGUUUAUGUAUAGUAGGUAACAAAAUAGACUUGGAAAAAGAGAGACAUGUUUCAGUGCAAGAAGCAGAAAUGUAUGCAGAGUCUGUUGGAGCAAAACAUUAUCAUACGUCAGCUAAGCAGAAUAAAGGAAUUGAAGAACUGUUUCUUGACCUUUGUAAAAGAAUGAUAGAAACUGCUCAAGUGGAUGAAAGAGCAAGAGGCAAUGGAUCCAGUCAGUCAGGAACAGCAAGGCGAGGUGUACAGAUCAUUGAUGACGAACCACAAGUACAGAGCAGUGGAGGGUGCUGUUCUUCUGGAUAGUGACAAAACUGUGCAUCACUGCCCUCUCAAUAUGAAGACUGCCAUAUUCCAAGUCACGCGUUCUUUACCAAUGGAGUAAUAGAGUUAACAGUAUUUAAAAAUAAUCACAUAUAACACUGCAGAGACCUUAAGUGCUAAACUAGUGGCGUCUGUGACCAGAGAAUUGGCAUUUUCUACAGUGGUUAACAAAGCAAUUACCAAUGGCCUUUUUACAUAUUUUUCUUUAAUGAGGAAUAAUAUGCAUGUAGAAAAGACCUACUUAAAGGCUUCAUUUAUAUUCUUUUAAAUCAGAUCAUUAUUUAAUAACUUAUAUACGUUGUUGUUGGAAUGGUAUACAUUUUUGCAGCUCUUUGUAUUUUGUGCUAGAUUGAAUUGUAUCACAUCUAAAAUGCACAUUGAUUUUUUUUUUUUUUUAAAUUAGCAGAUGUAUGAAGUAAUAUUUUUGCAGGGCCUACACAAGCCUAUAACAGUCAACUACUUUGAUAUAUUCUGUUCAUCCUGUAUGCCAAGCUGGUAAAAUACAUUGUAAAUUACCUAUUAAAUAUUUUAUCUGCUUUUACAAGUGCAGGUGCAGAAAUAUGUACAUCAGUCUUGUCAGUGAUUGUGAAGUGAAUAAGUCAGUGAAAAGAUGCGAGCUUUUCAUGUGUACUGUUGAACUGUUCAUUCUGUUUCCCAUUCCUGGAAAUUGAAAACAGCUUUUUGUUGUUGUAUUUGUAAACUCAUAGCUACAGUAUUUUUCUCUUAUUUCAAGCUUUUCUCUGGCAAGCAGCAGUAUUUAGAGUACCCCCUUAGUAGGAAGGGAAUGCUUCCUUAGGCUGCUGUUAAACACUGAGGCGUUUGACUCCCAGUUGAAACAGCUGGAGUGUGCAUUUAUCUUGCCUCUCAGAAUAUCUCUGGAAAACUGGAGCAAAUUUAGCCCUUGUCUAUCUGGUAGCCACCUAAACCAGAUGCAUGGGGAAACUCUUAAUCUGCAUUAAUACACGUGCACCAAGACAGCUUUAUUAAAAAAAAGAAAAAUUUAGCAUAAGUUUUUCUUGUGUUGCAAGGCUUGUGUGGGGAAAAAUGAAUUGGCAUUAAUUAGAACUGCUUCUGAGUUGGAAUCAUUACGUGGAAGGUAAGAAACUUGCCAGACACGAUUGUAAAUUUGGGAAUAGUAGACAAAACUGAACUUACUCUUGACUUGCUCUCUUACUUGUCAUGCUUUUUGAAGCCCACUUAAGGUUCUGGGAGGAGGGAUUUCAGAAUUAGUGUAUAAAUUACUAUCACAGAAGGAACACAAAUGGUGGUAGUUAAAACUUCAAAGUGUUUUGUGCUUUUUUUUUUUUUUUUACUUAAGUUGUCAUGCUUGGAAAAACAGUAAAGGUGAUGUCUAUGACAAAAUAGAGUAUUUCUUGGCCUUCCUUUUUCUGAAGGGUAGUAGUAUUAGUAUUGCAUAUAAAUGCACUGAAUGGUGUGAGUAUGUUAAAGUGCACAACAGGAGUAGUACUAACUAAUCAGUCUGACAUGUGAGGAAUGUCUUCAUCUGAUAUCUAUUUUCUCUGAAAUAAUAGAUGACUUUGCUACACAUUGGUCCUGAUGCUUUUAUUUCCUUUUUUUCUGCUUAAACUGGUUUAUAAACUCUCUAAAGUUAACAUCUGUGUGCUCUGCCCAUCGUGCAUUCAACCAUGUCGGGAAAUAUGGGUGUCUUCUUUGCUAGUGAAGACAAUACUGCAUGAGUGCACAGAGCCUUGAUCUGAUCGUAAAAUUCACAACUGUGUCAGUAUAGCAACACUCAAGUAAACAUUCUGACAUGAUAUCCAACUUCAGUGAGCCUUGUCAAAGUCAAAAACAGGUCAGUUUUUUUAAAUUUACCUUUAAAUACAUUCACAAGACAAGUAAGUCGUGUAGGUGAUACAGUAUUGAUAUGAGGAGUAAAAUUGGACCCUCUUGUUCAUGAUAGGAAUCUCACUGUAAGAGAAGCUCCAGUUUUGUUUUUUAUUCCAAUUUCAGUCUUUACCAAGUGUCAAAUAAAACCUUGACUAGGCUUGGUAAGUUCUCCUGAGCUGUGCGCUUCCUUAUCUAUCCCAGAGUAGGUUUUCUCUUCAGAGCAGAGCAUUCUCUGCUUUGUUGAAGUGGAUGGCUGCACUAACACGGACUUGGAUAAACACUGCAUGAAUUUGACCACUGUGAAGCAGUCUGCAGACAUGCAUUGCUGAGCUGCAUGUGGAAAAGUGUUCUGUAGUAGGGAUUUUGUGCGACUUCUGUUAAAUACAUAACUAAGCUAUGCUGAUGCCAACUCUUAAAUCACUUGCAAAACUAUUAGGCACUAAAGACUUUUGAGAGGGUAAGGAGGGUCUUUUAUACUUAAAAAAUAAAAUAUUCAGCUGCUACUAGCAAAAUACUUCUUUAAAAGAAAUUCUCAGAAGAUAGUGCUCUUAAGUCCAGUGAAGCUUCAACAUGACAGAGCCUGACUGGGAGUUCUGUUGUUUAAACUGCAGCUUGGCUGGACUUGAGUUGGAGAACAAGCCUGUUUAGCAAGAUGAUAUAUCUGAUAAUGAGUAUGAACCUCAGUGUAGUUCUUAAAAGUGUUAUUUCUGACAUGCACAUUACAACACAUCUAACAACCUAAUGUCUCAGGGGACUGUUAUAAAAUGUUAGAGACUGCAGUACAGAUUUAUAUGGCAGUUGUUUAUGAACACUCCUGCACUAAGACUGAUACUUCCUUGAGAGGAAGGAAAGGAUUGUCUCCAGUCACUGACUUUUCUUAGGAGCAGCAGUUUAAUUGCAUGAAUAGUAAAACAGAAGUCACUUGAAAGCUUGUUUCCUUAAUAUUACCUACUGACCUGCGGUGUUAUGUAGAAUACUCGUGGUUUCUUGAAGUUUGAAAACACUUGAUUGGACUAUGCAUCUAAAAUAAAAGGCUGGGAUGGUAGAAAUUGAGAGUACAUGUUCAAGUGGAGAAUGAAUUUAUAAAAGCCAGCUUCCUAGAUGAGUAAAGAUAGUGAGAUUGAUUUACGUAAGACUUGAAGUAUUCAUUCUUGCCAGGCAAAGUUCAACCAUUAUGGAAGAAUCACUUUUACUACUUACAGAUGAUACCUGUACUUUACAUGGAUUAAAUGUGAGAGAAUAACUUGUUCUUUCUGCACUUGAGCAGGAUCUUACUUGAGUGACUUAGUACUAAUUCUGUGUGUCCUGAGUUUUUUAGAAGUUAAAAAAUUGCCUUUGAAGUUUAUCUAGAUUGACUAGUUUGUAUGUACGUUGCGUGUAUGAAGAGGGUUCAAGAGAGCAAGUUGACAAAGUACAUCUGUUAAUGAAUAGUUAAUACCAACCAGACUCCCAGUAUGUAUGUCAACUUUAAGAAUGUUUGCAACCUUGAACAUGCCUACUCAGUAUAAAUUUUGAUAAGGAUAGCACGUGGGACUUCUACUGUACAAAUACUUUACUAAAGCUGCUCACAGUUUUGCUGUUACUAUUAAUACUUGAGAUACCUGUGAAGUUUUAUAGCUCGCUUAAAUAGCAUCUAAGAAACCUAAGUCCAAAGACAGUGCAGUGAUAUGUAUGUGUGUUAAGAGUUGGGUUUUGGAUGCUGUCUUAUUGUAUUACAGUUAUGAACUAUAAGCUAUAGGUCAGAAGUUCUAUGUGAGCAGGCAGGCAAGGAAACUCUAUUAAAUUAUUUCUGAUGCUUAGAACUUGGAAUUAUAUGUAAAGCUGUAAAGACUUGGGAGUGGUUCCUGGCUUUCAGUGGACUUGCAUAGAAUUUGAAGACCUAAUGACCAGAUGAAUUGCACUGACUAGACUCUUGAGACAGGUAAGUAAUUGAGUAUCACCUUGACUUAACACACAGUUCUCUGAUAAGAUUUACAUACAUACAGGCAUACUUUUUGGUGUGGUAGUAAGCAGGAGUCCCUGAGCCUUUCUGUUCUGUUACUUCUAUUUGUUCUAGCUAUUUAACUUAUUUAUUUGACAGCUCUUGAAACCUAUAAAAUUCCAUUUCUGUUCUAGAUUCAAAGCCAAAUGAAAAAGUCUUGCAAAACGUUAGGCAGUCAUAGAAGGUGGUUGGAGCCUCAGUGAAGUUCACAGAAAAUGUUGGUGUCAGUUUACAGAAGGUAAGAGGAGAGUGGGAGACCUGCUGGAAAAGAAAAUCUCCAGAAGCUGAAAGCAGAUAAGUGGGAUGAAUGGUGAAGUAGGGCAACAAGGAAAGUGGAGCAAACUGCCUCCAUUUUCUCUUGUGCUUUUUUUUUUUUCUGUUGUGGAGGAAAAAGGAGAAGUAGGAAAAACUGAAGGUGCCUGUGCUAAGUUAGCCAGUUCUUGGUGGGGCUGUUAGCGUGCCUUUCCAGCAAUGCUAGUCUCUUAAUCCAGAGCUCUUCUCAGGUGACUGACUUCCUAGGUUGAUUUUGUUUCUUCUGUGAAAUACAGUUUUUUACCUUGUUAAAGAGGUGAGUACAACUAACUUUGGGUUUUCAGGCACAGUGCUAGCCCAUUUAAAUCUUGAGCAAAAUAUAUUCCUUUUAAAGGAGGUAGUUUUAGUUCUGUUAAUCAUCACACCAGAGGCUGGGAUUUUUUUUCUGACUUGUCAGAAUGCAUCAUGCAAUGAAGUUAAUUGCUGUUGUGUCGAGGACCAACAGUGAAGACUAAGAUCUUUGGCACCAGUUGUUGCACAAUCUCAGCAGAGACAACCCCCAGAACAGCUCCCCAUUAACUUAAUGUGUUGCUCUUCCUUUUGUUUGAGGGGAUUUUUAUCAGCUCUGGCAUUUUUGCUUUGUUCAGGAUCAACCUGUUCCAUCUCACUGUUGUAGCUAUCUACUGAAUUUAGGCUGUUUCUAUGAGAUAUAAUGUAUGUUCUUUACAUUCUUGUGUUCUUGGUGCUGUCAUCAGCCACUAUGUGUAGAACAGAGUGAGACAAUUCUGAGAACUCUGGAGAAUCUGAAAUGUUUCUUCUAUCGAGCUGGAUUUAAAAGAGAGAAUGGAAUUGUCACCAUUACUACAAAGAGGUGGAAAAUAUUUUGGCUUAGAAAAAGAAACACUGUAAUCUGUUUUAAAAUCUCUUUUUUUUCCCCCAAACUAUUUCCACAAUGGGAAUUGAUUUCAAGCUGAUAUAUUUUGAUUUGUUUUUGUGAGACUACCAAGCUUACUAAACUUGGCUAAAAAUCCAUCGAUUGGCAUGUUCUACAGCCCUGAAAUGUCUGACUGCAGGGGGUAGCUGUGCACUCUCUUCUGAUGGACAGCAGAAGUUUCCAAAUAGGUGUCAGAAUGCAUUUUAAGGGAGAUAGUUAUGUAGUAAAUUAAUUCCGAGGGUCAAAUAAGAACAGAAGAACUUUUUAGGCAGUGACAAAACACUCAUGCUAAAAAUGAGAAAUCAAAGUGUGUGUUAGCAGGAGCGGAUCAACACAAGACAAAUGUGUGCUGAAAAUCACUAUAAGAAAUCAGCUGGGAAGUAUAAAAACCCUAAAAGUUAAAACUUCUUACUACUAUAUCUGAAAAUUAUUCUUCUGUAUAAUAAAUCACAUAAUUUGAAACUUGAACAAUCUGAAAUAAAGGGCCCCUUGAAAUUACUGGGGGGUGGGUGAGGAGUAGCCUGAUUGUAAAGAUUGAGGUUAUAUUUUUCUUCAUAUUACAACUUUUUGAACCCAUCUGAGCAUGAUCUGCUGAAAGAUGGCUUGAAGGUGCAAAGUCAGGUCCAGAAAGUCUGCUCUAAAUUAUGCCAAGAUACACCCUGCAGUAUGAGCGGGGGGACCCAUGAAAAUGCAGCUUUGGUUCUCCAACCUUGUCUUUUAGCAGCCUGCAAUAACUGAGAAGGGAGAAGCAGCUGCUGUUGAACUGCAGUUGCCAGUUCUGUGAACACGGAACCAAGGCCCAAGAAUGGGAGUUUACCAACAGCAUUGUGUUCAUAUAAUACUGAUGUCCCUUCUCUAUAAUGAAUGUUUGGUCUCGCUCCCUAGUGAAAGUUACUGUUCAGCUGAUGUUAAGGAUUCAGACUGGAUGGAUAUUGUGAAUGAAAAUAACAAGCAAAAGGAAAGGAGGGUUUGCUCAGCUGCUGCCUUAGUUGUUCUUAACUUCUUGAUUUGCGCUUUCCAGAAGUCAAUACUUACAUCCUACUAUCUCUGUGUCAGAGUGUAUUUUCCAUUUGAGAUAUUAAUUGAUCAAAGAAGUAAAAUCUUAAGAGCUUUUAGGAGUAAAUGUAGUUCUCCCAUUGAUUUAUUCUUCCCAUGCACAGUCAGUGCCUUACUAAAGGGGCUAUGUUAAAUGGUGAUGAGCGGAUGUGCUGCUUCUUGUAAUGCCCUGUAGUGGGAGUCCUGUGGUAAAUGUUUCAGAGAGCAAGGAGCCAGUGCACUUCUCAUGGCCAGCCUGCUCUCCAGUCUGCCAGCAAAGGCAUGCCAUUGCUUUGUGACAUUGCUUAGAGUAACCACAAAACAAUCCUUCAGUAUAAAAUGUGCCCAUUAGAAAUACUGAAGUUUAAAAUGCCAUUAGAUGAUACUUUGCCUGGUACGUUAUAAUAAUCCUGGCUGUCCUUCUAGUCUGUGAAUGCUGCAGUGCUUGGCACUGUGAGACAUUCAUGUGUUUUCAGGACUCAGGAAUUUCAGCUUGUAUAGAAAACAGUGAUCUCCAGAAUGGGUUACAAUGGCAAAUUAGAAAAGGAAGGAAGCCUCGUGUUAAUAACAGGCCCAUCCCUAGCACUGCAUUCUCAACAGUUAAGAUGAAAUACCCUCGUUUUAAAACCAUUGUUCCAUUAGUUUACUUCUCUUUCUGGGAGGUGUUGCUCUUUGAUCAUGUUAUAAUGCAUGCCUAGAAGUGGGUUACUACUACUUGUUUUUGCCUUCUGGAUUCCUAGCUUUGGCAAUACUUGUCCGUGCCAACCAGCAAACAACAGAUCAGUUUCUGUUUAGUCAUCACUCUCGGAUAGUUUCCAGCUACUCUCUCUGGAGGCUGAUGCAAUCACAAAUCUCUCCUUGUAUGGCAAAUACAGAGCAUAUUUCAUGUUGGUAUGUUCUGCUUGUUUUAUAUUUGAAAGGUAAAUUUUCUUGUCCCACGGAGCGAACAAAGUCAUUGUAAGCUUGCCAUCAGUUAUAACAACUGCAGUGUUUUCUUAUUCCAAGUCGUGUAUGUUUUGGGUUGUAUCAUAUUCUGGAAUUCUGUUCAUAUUUGAUAUGCCUAGGUUAAAAACCAUAUCAGGUUCUCACACAGAUUCACAGCUGUGGUCGUGUACAGGUAAAACAUGACAUGCUACAAUUGCUUGAAUAAAGCUCAUCUGGUGUACUGCCUUCACGCUUUACAUCUCCAUGCCUUCACAUCCAAAUGCAAAUAAAUGUUAGCAGGGAAAGGGAUUUCCUUCCUUGUGAUUUCA